This is a messenger RNA of Arachis duranensis, 1832 nucleotides long. Its product is annotated as GTP 3',8-cyclase, mitochondrial-like. Gene Ontology annotation, biological process: Mo-molybdopterin cofactor biosynthetic process. Gene Ontology annotation, molecular function: 4 iron, 4 sulfur cluster binding; GTP 3',8'-cyclase activity; metal ion binding. Lineage: Eukaryota; Viridiplantae; Streptophyta; Magnoliopsida; Fabales; Fabaceae. The record is from RefSeq and is a predicted model, not a curated record.
GCUCUCCAAUCCCUAUUCACUCCAAUCGCAGCUUCUUCGUCGAGCUUAGCGUUCGCCGUCUGGUUUACCUUUGCUCAUCCGCGCUUCUGCUGCCGUCCAUCAUCGUGCUUGUUGCCUAGUCGCCGUCGUCCAUCGUGCUUAACCAUUUUCUCUCAUACUCUGCCCAGAUUGCUCAAAUCGAAGAAGGUGAAUUGUGAGGCGGGGUCUCAUUGUGCCAGCAGAAGUACCAAUGGUCAAGUCAAUUUCAGUGGCAACUUGAAUGAAUAUUCCACAAGAACUUAUGAAACAUCGUGCGCUACAUCGCUUGACAAUCAGCCAAAGGAUAACUCUGUUUCUGAUAUGCUAGUAGAUUCAUUUGGACGGUUGCACACUUACUUGAGAAUAUCGUUAACAGAACGAUGCAAUUUACGGUGUCAGUAUUGUAUGCCAGCAGACGGCGUGGAGCUAACUCCUAACGCUCAGCUUUUGACAAAUGCUGAGAUUUUGCGACUGGCAAAUCUCUUUGUAAGUUCCGGGGUAAAUAAAAUACGGUUGACUGGUGGGGAACCAACUGUAAGAAAGGAUAUUGAAGAUAUAUGCAUGGGGUUGUCAAAAUUGAAGGGACUGGAGACAUUGACCAUGACUACAAAUGGUAUCACCCUAGCAAGAAAACUUCCAAGGCUGAAAGGAUGUGGCCUUACUUCUGUGAACAUUAGUUUGGACACAUUGGUACCUGCAAAGUUUGAGUUUAUGACAAGACAGAAAGGGCGAAAAGUAAUGAAUUCAAUUAAUGCUGCUGUGGACCUUGGUUAUAAUCCUGUUAAGGUCAAUUGUGUUGUAAUGCGUGGAUUUAAUGAUGAUGAAAUAUGUGACUUUGUUGAUCUGACAAGAGAAAAGCCUAUUAAUGUUCGUUUUAUAGAAUUCAUGCCAUUUGAUGGAAAUGUUUGGAAUUUCAAGAAGCUUGUACCCUACUCAGAAAUGAUGGAUAGAGUGAUAAAACAUGUUCCUUCCAUAAAGAGACUUCAGGAUCACCCAACAGAUACAGCCAAGAAUUUCACAAUAGAUGGACAUCAAGGUAGAGUUUCAUUUAUCACAUCAAUGACGGAGCAUUUUUGUGCUGGUUGCAAUAGAUUGCGAAUACUAGCAGAUGGAAACUUCAAAGUGUGUCUAUUUGGUCCUUCAGAGGUUAGCUUAAGGGAUCCCUUGCGACAUGGUGCAGAGGAUGAUGAGCUUAGGGAGAUAAUAGCAGCAGUGGUGAAGAGGAAGAAAGCUUCGCAUGCUGGAAUGUUUGACCUUGCAAAGACAGUAAAUAGGCCUAUGAUACAUAUUGGCGGAUGAAGUCUUGUCAUCUUCUCUUCCCCACUUCCUUAACUCCAUAAAGUUAGGGUUUGCUUGGUGAUAAUGUUAUCUUUUUUUAGGAAUUUGCAAAAGAAAAAGUAUAUCAUGAAAAUGAACACAAUAUUCACUCUUGUUUUUACAAAAUUAUGAAAACAGAGAACACUGAAUGAAAGCACAAACCAAAUAUGCCCUUAUGUGUUCAUUCUCUUAGGUGUGUUUGUGAGAUGGGGUUUUAAAGGGAAAGUGGUGAAAGUAAGAGUUUGAAGAGUAAUUAUAAGUCAAUUUGUCUAUUCAAAUCUUUCUUUGCCUUCCUCUCCUUGUAAAGCUUCAACCGCAUUAUUAGAGCUGUAGUUAAUCGAAGUACCUCAUUGUGUCUAAGUUUAGGUGUCGUGUGUCUUUCAAAAUUUGCCCCAGCCAGAAGAAGGUCCUGAUCGUUCUCCUUAUGGAGUGAUACAGUUUUGUCUAUUUACUUUAGCAUAUAUAUGGUCAAAUGUUUUUCGGCCUACAUUUUCAGA